Didymodactylos carnosus is the source of this 210-nucleotide messenger RNA. The record is from the annotation of a GenBank genome assembly. NCBI's taxonomy places the organism in Eukaryota, Metazoa, Rotifera, Eurotatoria, Philodinida, Philodinidae.
AUGCCAAAAAGAAGCAAACAGAAUCCACAUCUUCAGGAAAUUCUAGACAAACGUUUAGCUGUUGAUCAAGUAGAUGAUGAAAGUAGUAGCGAUGUAUCGUCAGAAGAUGAACAAAUGGACACCGACGAUUAUACCGCGGAAGAGAAAGAGCGAUUCAAUUUUAGAUCUGUUGAGUUUUUAACUCAUGUUGCUGAUUUUUUCGGUGAAUGA